This is a messenger RNA of Procambarus clarkii (red swamp crayfish), 1372 nucleotides long. RefSeq names its product keratin-associated protein 5-1. NCBI's taxonomy places the organism in Eukaryota, Metazoa, Arthropoda, Malacostraca, Decapoda, Cambaridae. The record is from RefSeq and is a predicted model, not a curated record.
GCACAGGAGUCAGCUUCAUGAGCCACCAGUCGUCAUCCUCACACCAUCGACAGCGAAGGCGAGUCAAGUGACUCUGUAGAGUACUUGUGGUGUGUCAACCGUUUGGCGACUGUCACCCAGUUCACGAAGCUAUUGAGACGACUUUCGGGGCCGUAACAGCGAACCGCCAGUCACCAACAGUGAGAUAAGAGUCCUCUCUGCAGCCAGAUAUCAGCACCAUGAAGUCGAUGUAUUUGUUGAUGGUCUUCUGCGUCUUCCUGGUGAAUGCUGAGGACAGCACUACCGGAUCCGAAUCCGAACCCGUGGGAGCAUCGCCACACAGCAGCAACGGUUCAGCUUCCGAUUUGGAUACGCGACGCGACCAUCACGACCACCACGACCACCACGACCACGACGACCAUUAUCCGUAUGGCCCGUCGAGCUGCAGCGUUCAGACAACAUCGUGCACUAGCCGAGGGGGAGUGUGCCAGGGGCCGUGUGACACCACUACUCAGUUUGUGCUGAAGGGCAGAUGUCUGGGCCAGUGUUCCUGCUGCGCCUCUAAGCCUGCGACAUGCACCGCUUUCGCCAACUGCACGACCGCCAAGGGGUCGUGCUCGACCACCGCCUGCCUGGUGACGCAGAAGGCCGUCGCCCACGGCUGCACCGGCAGCACCUGCACCUGCUGCGCCCCCAGAGACUGUGAUCCAACCACCUCGUGCAAAAGAGCUGGAGGAUUCUGUGCCAUAACCUGCGCCAAGGGACAGGAGGUGAUCGCCAACGGCUGCUCCGGCACCCAGUGCCAAUGUUGUGUUAGAAGGUGCUCGAGCAGCGAGGAGUGCAGGGAGCACUCUGGGGUGUGCGUACGCAGGAACUGCAGGAACACUGAGAGGCAGAUCACCAACGGCUGUGGCGGACAAGGCUGCCGCUGCUGCGCUCCUGCCAUUCGUGACGCCGAGGAAACAGGAGACAUAGGAGCAGCAGAAGGCGCCGUAGCAGCAGAAGACGCAGCAGGAGACAUGAGCGAAGCAGAGGAAACAAACGAGGAGACGGUAGUGAAGCAGGAAGGAGAAGAAGGAGAAGAGCAGGGCGAAAUAGGAGAGGUGGAAGAGACGGUAGUAAGGGCAAGUGGAGAAGGCACCGGGGUACAGGAAGACGAUGAAGAGGAGGAAUAGGAGCUUUGUGCCCUAGCCCACCCUCACACGUGCGCUAUAGGACUGACGUAGCUUUCGUCACACGUGACCACCUGACUUGACGUUACACGUGACUUUAGCUGAAGUCACACGAGACUUCACCCCUUUGGGAAUGUUUUAGCUUUUGUGUGCAUCUUCUUUUGUGAAUUUAAGUGUUGAUGCUGGUUUAUUUCACGCAAUAAAAAAUCAACAAAAAAGAA